AUGGGCGUCCCUGCUUUCUAUCGCUGGGUGCAGGAAAAGUAUCCAAAAUGUGUCGUUGAUUGUGUCGAGAGUCGUGCCGUAGUGCUUGAUGGAGAACGUCACUUUGAGCUUACAGAUACGACAGGUCCGAGUCCAAACGGGUUUGAAGUGGACAAUUUAUACGUGGACAUGAAUGGUCUCAUCCAUCCGUGCGCUCAUCCAGAGAACGGUGAGGCUCCCAAGACCGAAGAAGAAAUGUAUCGACGUGUUAUGAAUUACGUGGAUCGUCUGGUUGCUGCUGUGCGUCCACGUCGUGUCUUGUACUUGGCUAUUGACGGGGUCGCUCCUCGAGCCAAAAUGAAUCAACAGCGAGCUCGUCGUUUCCGUUCAGCACAAGAAGCUGAACAACGUAUGGAAGUGGAGAAAGAAGCACUUGAAUAUAUGAGUGCAUUGGGUCACAAAGUGCCUACGAAACAGGAGAAAGCCUGGGAUUCCAACGUCAUCACACCUGGUACUAAAUUCAUGGCCAAAUUGGCCAAAUAUCUGCGAUUUUAUAUCCGAGAUCGAGUGAAUAACAAUGCAGCAUGGAAGAGCAUUAAGAUCAUUCUGUCGGAUGCAGGAGUACCUGGAGAAGGAGAGCAUAAAUUGAUGCAGUACAUUCGUGUGCAACGCUCGCAGCCUGGCUAUGACCCAAACCAGCAUCAUGUAAUCCACGGUCUUGAUGCUGAUCUCAUUAUGCUGGGACUUGCUACUCACGAAGUCAAGUUCUCCAUCUUGCGUGAAGAAGUGCUUUUUGGAAAGCAAAAGUACGAGAAGGAACGUCAGAAGGAGCAGCAGAUGGUGCUAGAUGCCAAUGGAACGACGUUGAGCAAGCGGAAACGUGGAGAGUUUGGAGAACAUAACGCGGAUCUAGUUGCAUCGGAUUUGAAGCCUCUGCAGUACCUGCACAUUGCUACUUUGCGCGAGUAUCUUCAGAUCGAGUUUGAACCUUUGUCGCAUAUCCUGCCCUUUGAGUAUGACUUUGAGCGCAUUGUCGACGACUUUGUUUUUUUGUGUUUCUUUGUUGGUAACGAUUUUUUGCCGCACCUACCGUCGCUAGAUAUUCGUGAUGGCGCGCUGGACUUUUUGAUCUUAAUUUACGCAAAACUGUUGCCAGCCAUGGGAGGAUAUCUCACUGAUGGUGGUCAUGUGAAUCUGUCUCGCGUUGAUGUGAUCCUCGCUGAGGUUGGUCAAGUUGAAGACGUGAUUUUUCAGCGUCGUGCGCUUAAACAGGCAGAGAACGAAAGGAUACGGAAGUCUCGCUUGUCGAAUGAGAAGAAGGACCAGAUUGCUGCUGCGGCAGCAAAGGACUCGGCUGUCGAGAUCCUGAAAAAACGCCGUAUCGAUAAGGAAACUAUUGCUGCGGACAAAAAAUAUGGCGGCUUGACACCAGAAGAAGCCGUAAAAGCGCGUGUGAAAGAGAGCGUCGAAAACAAAUUGGAAAAGUAUCGUGAGGAGGUUCAAGAUGUUGUGCGUCUGGGUGAACCUGGUUGGAAGACUCGAUAUUACAGCGACAAGCUGAAGGCAGAUGACAUCGAGGUUGGUGGUGGACGUGAGCGCGUCUUCCAAGCCUAUAUUGAGGGCCUAUGUUGGGUGAUGCGAUACUACUACACAGGCUGCGCUUCGUGGCAGUGGUUUUACCCCUUCCACUAUGCUCCAUUCGCGUCAGAUUUGCGCAACAUCGACCGCUUUGAAAUUACGUUCGAAGAGGGUCUCCCGUUCCACCCUUUCGAACAACUGAUGGGUGUGUUCCCUGCAGAUAGUGGUCACGCCAUUCCGAAGCCGUAUCGGUGGUUGAUGUCCGAUCCAAAGUCUCCCAUCAUUGACUUUUACCCGAAGGAUAUUCCGGUUGACCCCAACGGCAAAGCAAUGCCAUGGUUGUGGGUAGUUCUGCUGCCAUUUAUCGACGAGAGUCGUUUACUAAAGGCCAUGGAGGAGCCAAACCAAAAGUUGACGGAAGCCGAAAAGAAGCGAAACACACGUUUUGGCAAAGAGGUGGUAUUUUUCCAUUCUAAGUGCCCAGUGACCAAAAAUCCACCGGCCGUGGAACUCGCAGAGGCACUAGUCGAUCCUAGGUUGUCACAGUCGUUCAACGGGGUUCUCAUUUACAUUGAAGCGCUCUACUUCGUUAUCGGCGGAGUUGUGCCGAGCCCAGAAAAGGCUCAGAGACAUUUAGUGGACAUUCCAAACAACCAGUGUUACAGCUUCCAGUACCGCCUACCGCCCACGCUGCCGCAUGUAUCGAAGAUCCUGGACGCUGCACAGUCGCCCAGCCCUGUUCUGAUUACCGAAAACGACAGACGAAUUACUAUUCCGUUCUUUGGCAAGGCAAACAUCAACAUUGUGGAUUUGGCUGGUGAUGCAUCGAAUCACACUAAUGUACGCCAGAACUACAUGUCGCGCCACAAUGGUGGUGGUGGUCGCGGUGGAUACGGAGCUCGUGGUGGAUUCAGUGGUCGUGGUGGCGGUGGUCGCGGCUACGGUGGCCAGCAGGGCCACCACGGAUAUCAACAACAAGGAAAUCAGCGCUUUGUGAACAACAACCUGAACGUGGAUCGCUACGGUGGCCCUCCUCAGCAGCAGCAGUACAACCAGUACAGCAGUAAUGGCAAUUGGGGUUCACAAGAGCCACGGAAUAAACGUGGGCGGUACGGUGACUCAUACAACCAGAACAACGGAAGCCAGUCAUACGGUCGGCCAAGCUCGGACUACCGUGGUGGCUACAACGGCAAUGGCGGCCGUGGGUACCAGGGUGGCUUUAGCGGUCGAGGUGGACGUGGUGCUCCCAUUCAGUCAGCAUUUGGAGGUAAUUUGCAGCCAGCUCAAGCAUAUCCUUCGAAUCACAUCGGAUCUGCACCACCGCCACCUCGAGGCCUUGAGGCUUUAAAGGCUGGACUACGCAACAUGCAUCAGCAACGCCAAAAUGACCCAAACGGUCCACCCAAAAGUGAUGCCAGUCGCUAUGACCGCUAA
Molecule: messenger RNA, 2991 nt
Organism: Peronospora farinosa
Lineage: Eukaryota; Oomycota; Peronosporomycetes; Peronosporales; Peronosporaceae
Source: the annotation of a GenBank genome assembly